Ilex paraguariensis (yerba mate) is the source of this 768-nucleotide messenger RNA. The record is from the annotation of a GenBank genome assembly. NCBI's taxonomy places the organism in Eukaryota, Viridiplantae, Streptophyta, Magnoliopsida, Aquifoliales, Aquifoliaceae.
AUGGAGAAUCAAGGGCAAGACAAUUACACUGCACCAGCUGAGAUCUCAAUGCCCCUGGAGAUGGAGAGUCAAGGGCAAGGUGAUCCCAUUGGAGUUGUGACCUCGAUGGCACUGGAGAUGUUGAUGAGCGAUCAUAUUACUUGCGAGAAAAAUGUAAGUGGUGGCAUGCAAAAGCCAAGCGGCCGGAAAUUUCCUAAGGAUUUUGUGUUUGGGACGGCAACAUCUGCUUAUCAGAUUGAAGGUGCAGCAAAGGACCAUCUAUCUGGGAUACUUUCACGGAGAGAUAUCCUGGUGAAAGAUGGUAGUAAUGGGUAUGUGGCGGCUGAUUCUUAUCAUCUAUUCAAGGAAGACGCGAAAAUCAUGAAGAAAAUUGGACUAAAAGCGUACAGAUUUUCAAUUUCGUGGUCUAGAAUGUUGCCAAAUGGAAAACUAAGUGGAGGUGUGAAUAAGGAAGGAAUCAAGUACUAUAACAACCUCAUAGACGAGCUUCUCGCCAAUGGUAUAGAGCCCUUUGUAACCCUUUUCCACUGUGAUCUUCCUCAAUCUUUACAAGAUGAGUAUGGUGGUUUCAUAAGUGCCGAAAUUGUGGUUGAUUUCUGCAAUUACGCGGAGCUUUGUUUUUGGGAAUUUGGUGAUCGAGUCAAGCACUGGAUAACGUUAAAUGAGCCAGUGAUUUACAGCAUGUUCGGUUAUGCUUUGGGUACCUUCCCACCAGGUCGAGGCCAUUCUUCGCCAGAAAAUGUAAAACUUGCCCUCACUUCUCGCUGA